This is a messenger RNA of Diceros bicornis minor, 5138 nucleotides long. It is a transcript of the gene GLYCTK, whose product is annotated as glycerate kinase. Gene Ontology annotation, cellular component: cytoplasm. Bases 2134 to 3705 code for a protein of 523 amino acids. Gene Ontology annotation, biological process: protein phosphorylation. The record is from RefSeq and is a predicted model, not a curated record. Gene Ontology annotation, molecular function: glycerate kinase activity. The transcript is spliced from 4 exons. NCBI's taxonomy places the organism in Eukaryota, Metazoa, Chordata, Mammalia, Perissodactyla, Rhinocerotidae.
UGUCAUAGCUGCACAUCCUUCUAGUUGCUGUAUGUGGGACGCGGCCUCAGCAUGGCCAGAGAAGUGGUGUGUCGGUGGGCGCCGGAUCCGAACCCGGGCCGCCAGCAGCGGAGCACGUGCACUUAACCACUAAGCCACAGGGCUGGCCCCUGAAAUUCUAGUUUAACUGGACGUCCUGUAUUUUAUCUGGCAACCUUAGCCUGAAGGACCCCCUGUCCUGGGCUCUGGUAUCCAGUAGCAAGGCUAGGAUCGUCUAGGACUGUGUCCAACUAGGAAACAGGUACAAAGUUUGUGUAAGCUGUCAGAAUCAGCUAUUGCUAGCUGCUAAGCCGCUUUUAGCUCCAAGCCUAAUGGGCCAGCCUCGGGGGCCCCCUGGCAAAAGCUGGGCCUGUUUUCAGGGUUCCCAUGGCGGCGCCAUCUGUGUUCCGUUUCACAGCUGGAGUUGGGCAGGGUUGGUCUUCUGUUAGGGGAAAGCUGAGGACCAUUAGGCUAAGUGGCCAAUGGCUAGAAGUUGCCAGGUUUUUUUUAGUUUGGUGAGGAAGAGUGGCUCUGAGCUAACAUCUGUUGCCAAUCUUCCUGGUUUUUUGCUUGAGGAAAAUUAGCCCUGAGCUAACAUCUGUGCCAGUCUUCCUCUAUUUUUUCUGUGGGUUGCUGCCACAGCAUGGCUUGACGAGUGGUGUAGGUCCAUGCUGGAGAUCCCAAUCACUAACCCUGGGCAGAAGCGGAGCAGGCUGGACUUACCUACUAUGUCUCCAGGCUGGCCCCCUUGCCAGGUUUUUUGAGUGUGGGAUAAGUGGUGUUUGGGGUCCAGGUUUAUGUGUUAACAGUGGGCAGUGUCAGAGAGCCCCAGGAUGUCAAGGGGAGAUCAUUAGUCUUAAUCUCAUCCCACCUCUUGUUUUGCAGUGAAAGAAAUGGAGGUGUCCCUGUGGUAGAGCUGGAGCCUGAUUCCCAGUCUCCUUCCCCUGCUCUGUCCACCCUCGCUGCUGCAGUCAGCUGGCAGUAUUUAUGGUGAAUCUUUAUUAAAGUAGAUACCUUUUUAGAGAUGAGCUUUUUGGGGAUUUAUUGUCCCUAAAACACCUCUACAGCCUCCUGACAGUCACCCCAAGGCUUCUGUAGUCUUUACCCUGCCCGGUGGGGAAAAUGACUAUUUGGCUUCAGCUGUGGGAGCCUGGCCUUUGCCUACUCCAGCCAGUUGGCUCUCACCCCUGUGGGUGGUGUGACCUAAUAUGUAGCUUUUUAUGUUGCAGCCAAAAGGCCUGUUCUUGGCAGGGGUGGGUCUGGCCAGCCUUGUAGGUGGAAGGGCAUCCUUUUAUGUCCUGCAGAUUUGGCCCCAUGGUACAUGGCCUCAUGUGUUGUCUAGGGACUUCUCUAAGGUCCCACCACGAGCCGGACUUUGCUGCCACUUCUGAUUUGAACCUGAACCUCUUGCUGGAACCGGUCCUGAGUGCUAGGAUUUCUUAGGUUGUAUGCCUUGAGGAUGUGGUCUGGGCCUGCCUGUUAGUGCCCCAGUGAACCUACAGCCUCUCCACACCGACCUAGCCUCCCCAGGCUCCCCAGCCCAGACCCAUGAGCUAAUGAAAUAGAGCAGGCUGGAGGUCACUGGGCUUGGGGUCAGUUGGUGGGACAGCCAGCAGCCUUCUGGCAACAGAAGUGAUAAAGAGGCAAAGAAGGAGUGCCAGAAAGAGCCAUUGCUCCUGGGUGAGAGCUCAGAAGUGCAGGGGGUGGAAAAGAGUGUGGGUGGGAGCCCACUGAUAGGACCCGCUCCUUCCGUGAAUGAUUAACUCUCAGCCAAAGGGAGUGACCUAGGAGGAGGGCUCAGCUAACAGGACCUUUGGACUCAGGGCACAGUGUCCAGAUGGCUGGCUUGUGACCUGCAGAAGAGGACGACAUGGCUGGGUGGCAGGCCUGGGCUCGGAGGUCUGGAGUGAGAUCAGGCAGCUGUGGGCCUCAGGAAGUCUCCUUGGACUGGCAGAUAGCCCAUUCUUGCAGGAGCAGCUGUGGGGUCCACUGGCCCUGAGCCCUCGGAGGGGUGGCUGUGGGCAGCCUCCUGUCUGUGGCCUUGCAACAGCCUCACUAGUGCUUUCUUCACCCUAGACAGCCAUGGGUGCCAGGUGGUGCUGAGAGCAGUGGGGCAUGGCUGCAGCCCUGCAGAUCCUGCCUCGCUUGGCCCGAGCUCCCUUGCGCCCACUUCUCUUGGGGGGCCCAGUGGCCCGGCUGGCCAGUGGCAUGGCCCUGGCAGAGCACGCACGGCAGCUGUUUGAGAGCGCUGUGGGUGCCGUGCUGCCAGGCCCCAUGCUGCACCGGGCACUGUCCUUGGACCUUGACAGUGGGCAGCUGAAGGUGCGGGACCGGAGCUUUCAGCUGCGGCAAAACCUCUACCUGGUGGGCUUUGGCAAGGCUGUACUGGGCAUGGCAGCUGCAGCCGAGGAGCUACUGGGCCAGCAUCUCGUGCAGGGUGUGAUCAGCGUUCCCAAGGGGAUCCGUGCUGCCAUGGAGCGUGCUGGCAAGCAGGAAAUGCUGCUGAAGCCACACAGCCGUGUCCAAGUAUUCGAGGGUGCGGAGGACAACUUGCCUGACCGUGAUGCAUUGCGGGCUGCACUGGCCAUCCGGCAGCUGGCUGAAGGUCUCACAGCUGAUGACCUGCUGCUCGUGUUCAUUUCAGGUGGGGGCUCGGCCCUGCUGCCUGCCCCCAUCCCACCCAUCACACUGGAGGAGAAGCAGACACUCACCAAGCUGCUGGCAGCCCGAGGAGCCACUAUCCAGGAGCUGAACACCAUCCGGAAGGCCUUAUCCCAGCUCAAGGGUGGGGGGCUGGCUCAGGCUGCCUACCCUGCCCAGGUGGUGAGCCUGAUUCUGUCAGAUGUGGUGGGGGACCCUGUGGAGGUGAUCGCCAGUGGUCCCACGGUGGCCAGCGUCCACAGCGUGCAAGAUUGCCUGCACAUCCUCAAUCGCUAUGGCCUUCGUGCUGCCCUGCCACGUUCUGUGAAAACUGUGCUGGCUCGGGCUGACUCUGACCCCCAUGGGCCACACAGCUGUGGUCACGUCCUCAAUGUGAUCAUUGGCUCCAAUGCACUGGCACUGGCUGAGGCCCAGCGGCAGGCUGAGGCGCUGGGAUACCGGGCUGUGGUGCUGAGCACAGCCAUACAGGGCAAUGUGAAAAGUGUGGCUCAGUUCUACGGGCUGCUGGCCCGAGUGGCUGGAGCCCACCUCACCCCAUCUAGGGCUGGAACCUUUAUGGAGGAGGAUGAACAACUCCAUGAACUGGCGGCCAAGCUCCAGCUCCCAGAUCUGCAGCUGAAGGAGGCUCUGGAGGCUGUGGCAGGGACUGGGAGCCCCGUCUGCCUGCUGGCUGGUGGUGAGCCCACAGUGCAGUUGCAGGGCUCAGGGAAGGGUGGCCGGAACCAGGAACUGGCCCUGCGUGUUGGAGCAGAGCUUGGACAAUGGCCACUGGGGCCUAUUGACGUGCUGUUUUUGAGCGGUGGCACCGAUGGGCAGGAUGGGCCCACAGAAGCAGCAGGCGCCUGGGUCAUGCCUGAGCUUGCCAGCCAGGCCACUGCCGAGGGCCUGGAUGUGGCCACCUUCCUAGCCCACAAUGACUCACAUACCUUCUUCAGCCGCUUCCGGGGUGGGGCGCACCUGCUACAUACAGGGCUGACUGGCACCAAUGUCAUGGACGCCCACAUCCUAUUCCUGUGGCCACGGUGACAGCAUAGGUCAUGUUUUGGGAGUCCAGAGGAGGCCUACAGAGCAGUGUCCUGGGGCAGAGCAGGGUUGGUCCCCAGGGCCUCACCAGGCUUUAGGGCCCCUCCUCUCCUUGGCCCUGGCUGCUUGGUUGGCCCUCACACCUCUCACCCAGGGCCUCUGCUCCGUGUCUAUUCCCCCAACCAGACUGGCAGGUGGGGCCUCUCUUCCACCUCUACUUUUCCCAUGGCGGCAGCACCUGAGGACCAAGACGAGCCCCUUGUUCACUGUUCUGGAUCAUCUGCCCCAGGCAGCCCCUCUGCUGAGCUUCUGAGCCUGUUUUUUGUGUGGUGUGAAGCAAGAAGGACUGAAAAUAAAAAGGACCACACUAUGGGUUCUCAAAGCAUUUUCUCUCAGAGCAAAGCCUAGCAGGGAGCUGCUGGGAAGGGGAAUGGGGUUGGGCUGUAGCCUUAGUGCCAGGACCCUACAGGAGUUCCCCACAUCUCUCUCUGAAGGGCACCCUCAGCACUUGUUUCACUUAACAGGAGCCUUGGAGGGUUGAGCCGGGCUCCCAACAUGCUUGAUGUGGGUGGUCAGAAACCCCAGGGAGGACAGGCUGAAAGACUGCGGUCCAGAGGGACUGGCCACCCAUUCAGCUUUGAUUCUCACCUGUGGCAUCCCUGCUGUGGCCUCUCCAGCCUCUGCUGUAUGCCUCGGUGGGCAUAUGCUUACUACCUGCCACCAAGGACGUCCCUCCCUUCUGCCUUUGGACGGCCCUUAGCCGUAGACUGCAUCCUUCCUUGGUUGAGCUGCCCUCUAUUUAUCCUGGGGCUACCCCUAGCUACACAGGACGCUGGACCUUGUUUCCUUGUGGCAGGACCAUUUUCCCAAACUGAACACCCCCAGUUCCUUCAGCAGCUCCUCUGGGGAUGUAGUCUGGUUCCUGGUACGAGCGUUGCAGUGGAGGUCUUCAGCGCUGGGAUGGUGGGUCAGAGGAGUGAUGGGGUCCAGAACCUCCCUGCCCUCCCCCUGUUACAGCUGGCCAGGGAAGAGGCCAGUGGGAGGAGGGGCUCCUUGUCCAGGCUAGGAGCCUGCUCUGGGAGAGAGAGGGGCCGCUGUCCUGGCUCUCCUUGCUCAGUAUCCAAGCCCUUGCUGGCCACCCCCGCCGUGCGCCACGGCUCCAAUCCCUAUAUGAGUGACCAGUAGAAUCACAUAGGAAUAAAAAGCCAUAGAGAACAGCGAGGCCUGGGGCUGCUCCUGCUGGCCCCUCCCUCACCCCAGCCACCCCCUCCUCUCUGAGGGUGUGAGGGGCUCUGGGCCACGGCUGGCAUGCCCUCCACCUCAGAAGAGCCUCCCUUCCCCACUUGGGCCCUGGACAACUUGCAGACGGUUCGUGACCUGGGGAUGUGGCUCCCACUCAGCGGGCUGGGGAUUGGGAGGGAGGUGAGCAAGGUGAG